Dipodomys ordii (Ord's kangaroo rat) is the source of this 2960-nucleotide messenger RNA. RefSeq names its product thrombospondin, type I, domain containing 1 (gene Thsd1). The transcript has 4 exons. Gene Ontology annotation, cellular component: cell periphery. The coding region runs from base 23 to 2584 and encodes 853 amino acids. Lineage: Eukaryota; Metazoa; Chordata; Mammalia; Rodentia; Heteromyidae. The record is from RefSeq and is a predicted model, not a curated record.
ACUUGGGAUUUUGCUCAUCAGAAUGAAACCAAUCUUGAAGGACUUUUCAAAUCUGUUAUUGGUCAUGCUCUGUGACUAUGUCUUUGGAGAAGCUGAAUAUAUCCUCUUGAGAGAACCUGGCCAUGUAGCGCUAAGUAACAACACAGUAUCCGUGGAUUUCCAGUAUUUUGAUGGUGCUAAUAGCACACUGAGGAAUGUGUCUGUCCUGCUGUUGGAGGCCAACACCAACCAGACUCUAACAACCAAGUACCUCCUAACCAACCAGUCUCAGGGAACACUCGAAUUUGAAUGCUUCUACUUUAAGGAAGCUGGUGACUACUGGUUCAUGAUGACUCCAGAAUCAUCAGCCAACAGCACUCCAGUGCCCUGGUGGGAGAAAAGUGCCUUUCUAAAGGCAGAAUGGCCUGUCUUUCAUAUAGAGGUGAAUAGGACAUCCAAAUCAGCAGAAGGCACCUUCCAAGUGGGUCUAUUUACCAAUCAACCUCUGUGCUCAUUUCCUGUGGACAAGCCUGAUAUAUUAGUGGAUGUCAUCUUUACCAACAGUCUUCCUCAGGCAAGAACCAAUCCUGGACAGCCGUUGGAGAUCAGAACCAGCAAGAGGACAGAGCUUACUCAAGGACAGUGGAUAGAGUUUGGCUGUGCACCUGUGGGACCAGAAGCCUAUGUUACAGUGAUGUUGAGGCUGUUCGGCCGAGACUCAGUCAUUGCCUCCAUAGGACCCAUUGACUUGGCCCAGAAAUUUGGAUACAAACUUGUAAUGGUGCCAGAACUCACAUGUGGGUCCCAGGUAGAGGUGAUGGUAGUGCCCCCACCAUGCAUCUUCGCCCAAGGAGUGGUUACCGUUUUCAAAGAAGCCCCCCAGCGCCCUGGGGAGAGGACAAUUCAGCUGGCAGAAAACAGCCUGCCCCUGGGAGAGAGGAGAACAGUGUUCAACUGCACUUUGUUUGACAUGGGGAAGAAUAAAUACUGCUUUCAUUUUGGUGUUUCAAGGAGAAGCCGUUUUUCUGCCAAAGAGAAGGAGUGCAUGCUAAUUCAGAGAAACAUAGAAACGUGGGGAAUGUGGCAGCCAUGGAGUCAGUGUAGCGCCACAUGUGGAGAUGGUGUUCGAGAGCGUCGGCGCGUGUGUCUCACUUCCUUCCCCUCCUCCAGACCAGGCUGCCCUGGAAAGUCCUCGGAGAUCUCCCCAUGCUCUCUGGAGGAGUGUGCUGCUCUCCGGCCAUCCAAUCCAUCUUCUCUUCCGCCCAAGGAUCCAGUGAAGUCCAACAACAUAGUGACUGUGACUGGGAUUUCUCUGUGUUUGUUCAUCAUCAUUGCCACAGUGCUCAUCACACUUUGGAGGAGGUUCGGCCGGCCCCCCAAAUGCAGCACCCCUGCUCGACACAACUCUAUCCAUUCCCCUGGCUUCCGGAAGAACUCGGAUGAAGAGAACAUCUGCGAGCUGAGUGAGCAGCGGGGGAGCUUCUCAGAUGGGGGCGAUGGGCCUGGGGGUAGCCCAGGAGACCUGGGCAUCCCUCUGACCUACAGGCGCAGUGGACAGGGGUCUCCUGAGGAUGAUGCUUCUGGCAGCGAGAGCUUUCAGUCCAAUGCCCAGAAGAUCAUCCCCCCUCUCUUUAGCUAUCGCCUUGCCCAGCAGCAGUUGAAGGAGAUGAAGAAGAAAGGUCUGACAGAAACCACCAAAGUAUAUCACGUGUCUCAGAGUCCCCUCACAGACACUGCCAUUGAUGCUGCCACCAGCCCCCCGCUAGACUUAGAAAGCCCAGAAGAAGCAGCCAACAAGUUCAGGAUCAAAUCUCCAUUUCUGGAUCAGCCUGGGGUGAGUGCUGGGGAAAGACCUCCCUCCAGGCUGGAUUUCAGUGUGUCCCCGGCCAGCUGUGCCAUUAGCCCCAGCCAGACCUUGAUCCGCAAGUCCCAGAUGAGGCACACUGGUGGCAGAGGGGGCUCCUCGGAAAGGAGCCACCCUAGGAAUUCCCACUUCCGGAGGACAGCUAGUUUUCAUGAAACCAAGCAGGCACGACCAUUCCGGGAGAGGAGUAUGUCCACUUUGACUCCACGACAGGUCCCUGGCUACAACUCCAGGACAAGAACCUGGGACCAGGCAGACGACAGGGGUAGGUCUUCAGGUCGAGGCACCCAUCUGCUUUCUGAGAAAGGGGAGCAUUUCCAAGGGGCAGGUGGGACCAGUGGUCUCCUAAACCCAAUCUCUAAAUCCUACACUGUGGGGCAGCCCAUGAGGAAACCAGAUUCUGGGGAUCGCCAGGCAGGAUUAGUGACAGGAAUUGAGAGAACAGAUCCUCACAGAGCUCGAAGGGGACCAUCCCCCAGUCACAGGAGUGUUUCAAGGAAGCAGUCAUCCCCAUCUUCCCCGCAAGACAUCUACCAGAGGGUCAGUCCACUGAGCCCUUCUCAAUUCAGGAAAGACAAAUGUCAAAGUUUCCCAGCCCAACCAGAGUUUGCCUUCUAUGACAAUACAUCAUUUGGCCUCACAGAGGCUGAGCAGAGGAUGCUGGACCUCCCAGGGUAUUUUGGCUCGAAUGAAGAGGAUGAAACCACGAGCACACUUAGUGUGGAGAAGCUUGUCAUCUAGCUCAAGAAUCUUCCUGGGUCUUUCCACACCUUUACCCACAUGAAGACAUUGACUACUCCCAUUGUCCUAUGACCAGUUUCAUAGAACUGCUCAGUAUGUUAGGGAGGAAGUACCAUGCACAUACUUUGAUUCAUUAGGAAGAAUUUAUUUAUCCUGAGCAUCUCCUUUUGUUAUCUUGGCUUAAUACUAUUUGCUACAAUAAAAUCUAAGCAAAAGCAGAUAAGGCUUGGCCUGUCUUGUGGCUGGGAAAGAUGAUAAGACAUAACCUGUGAGGGUGAUGCAUGUUGAACACCACACUGGCAGUCUCUAACUUGAAGUAGAAAUAUAGAAACCCCAAAUAAUAAAUAAUCAGGACUGGAGUAAAGAUAACUUGGUA